Messenger RNA from Phyllostomus hastatus (greater spear-nosed bat), 2250 nucleotides. It is a transcript of the gene MEIOSIN, whose product is annotated as meiosis initiator. NCBI's taxonomy places the organism in Eukaryota, Metazoa, Chordata, Mammalia, Chiroptera, Phyllostomidae. The transcript is spliced from 12 exons. The record is from RefSeq and is a predicted model, not a curated record. Gene Ontology annotation, molecular function: protein dimerization activity. Bases 1 to 1842 code for a protein of 613 amino acids.
AUGGAUGACAGCAGGGGCAGUAGUGGUGGAGAGAAGGGACCAGACGAGGAACGGGCAAGAUUUGGUGACCGAUUAGACAAGGGGAUAAGGGACGACGUCCAGGCGAUGUCCGGGACUUUGUCUCAGGUGCCAGGGCUGCGGUCCCUGAGAUGGCACAAUGAGACAGGAGGUUUGGGAGUCAGAUGCCAAAUUCCAUUUGGAUGUUGUCAUCAAAAUCAGUGCUUGUCCCCAAACAGGAAGCAAAAGAAAAACCACACCAGCAAACUCCAUGAGUUGGCAUUGCUGCUACCUGUGGCCCCGAGGACCAGCAGCAAGAAGCUCACCAAGAAGGAGAUUCUGCUGCACGUCCUGCACUACAUUCAGUACCUCCAGAGAAACAUUGAUGUGGCCCAGGCCUUGCUGACCUUCCACGCCGCAAAUGGGGAGGGCGAAGUCGAGGGGCGGGGUCGGAACCCCACUGCGGGCUCAGCAAGGCGGAGACACCUCACCCCAUCCAGCUCCCCGCACUCUUGUGAGUCCUGUGUCCGGGGGGCCUGUCAGAAGCCUCGGAAGAAGAAGCUGACCCGACCCACAGAACGCCAGACCCGGGGCCAGAACCCUCGUCGCUGUCUGGCCCUGGACAAGCCUAAGAAGCAGGUGGCCCCACCCACGGACCAGAAAGGAAGAGACGUGGAGGGGCCCGCCGCUCCACCAAGAUGCGCUGACUCCCACGCUCGCCCCGAGGCUGCGUUGUCCUUGCCUCAAGGCUGCUCCUGCAGAAACAGCGCCCAGGGUGAUGGGCCUUACCCUGCCUUCGGGGCCCAGCAAGGGGCUGAGAGGACCUAUUUGGUCAACGGAACACAGUCCUAUGCCAGGCAGCAGCUGGCCGUGUACAAGUCCAGCGAGGAGGCGGACAAGGAGGCCCCAGACGCUGACCCUUGGCUUCCUGCCUGGACCUCAGAGGGCAUCCCCCUAGGGAGCCCGCUGCCUUUGGGGCCCCCUCAGAUUGACAACGGGAAUGUGACGGGUCCCCUGAGUGAGAUCCUAGGCCUCAGCCCUUCCCUCUUCAGCUCCCCGGGGAAAGUGCUGCCCAUAGAGACCUUGGAGGACAGCAGCCUGUACCUGACCCAAGCUCUCUUUGAGGAAAUUUUCUUUGAUGCCGUGUCUUCACCUGCUGGCUGCGUGCUGGAGGUUCCACAGAAGGAGGACUCACCCCGUGAGGCCUCCAAGGACCUUCCUGACUCCCGCCGUGGCCUGUGCCAGUGCCUGGGCUCGCGGGACCCCCCCUCGCUGAGUGAGGACAGCUCUGGCUCUGAGGACUCGGUCACGGACUCGGACGUGGAGAUGGCGUGGGCGCAGCAGGACACUCCAGCCGACCCCGAGGGCCCCAGGUCCGUGAGCGAUGAGGAUGGAGACUACACGUGGACCCCCAGCCGCCAGUUCUCGACCUUGGCCUCGGCCAGGAGGAAGGCCAGGAAGGGCCAGGCAGGCAGGGGCCCUGUGAAGCCCAAGAACAAGAAAGUCCCCUGCUCCACUCAGAUGAAGAAGAAGUGUGUCAAUGGCUUCAUCAUGUUCUGCAGGAUGAACCGGAAGCAGUAUAUCAGAGCCUGCCCGGGGACGGCAUCCACGGCUGCCACCAAAGAGCUGGCCCAGCUCUGGCGGGAGAUGACGGAGCAGGAGCGGAAGCCGUACUGCAUCAAGGCGCGGAGAUUCAGCCGCCAGCACAACCGGAUUGUAAAGAAAGAGAGCUCCAGCAGCGACGACGAGGACUGGGGGCUGCCCAAGCCCUUCUACCAGCUGCUUGCGGACAAGGCCCGCUCCGCCUCAGGGCCCGCCGCUCAGCUGCUUUCUCACUGCGAAUGAGAGGGCACCGCGCCUCGCCUCCCCGCCACCUCGCAGCUCCGCGGAAACCAGGAGCGCGCGGGGAGGAUGUUGCCCCUCUCGGGCCCCACCCCCCGCUACGAGGUCCCCUUGGCCAGUUCCCUGGGGCUGGAAGGCGGAGGGUUUUCUGAUUCCGAUGUUUUGUGUGUUUGUUUUUACGUGGGCAGCUGAACCCUGCCCUUCCCCAGCUCCUUUCUCCUGGGGAAGGAGGACCUGAAUGAAAUGCGGGGAGGUGAAGUUACGAAGAAGGGGCUCCCCCCACCCCAGUGCGCUGACCUGCCUUGGCCCACCCCAGAAUCAAAUGGUUUCAACCCUGUUUGUUCUCACCUUAUCCUACUCCUCCCUCCAGUUCUAUUUAUAGGUUAUUUAUUGUUGCCAACAAAAUAAAGU